UCAAAAUACACAUAAUAUAUCCACUCUCAUAUUCCUCCCCACGUUCUCGUUCUCUCCAUUCAACAAUCAACCAAUCCAAUUCCACCGUCCACAACCGCCACUCCGCCGUCGCACACCGGUGGCACCACCUCCAUCCACCGUACAUCCCUCACCGGAACACAACAAUGUCUCUUUCAAAACGCGUCUCCUUACCUCCACAAUCACCAUCACAACCACAACAAGAUCUCAAACACCGUGUAAUCACCUGCCUCAACAAACUCUCCGAUCGCGACACACUCUCCGUCGCCACGACGGAGCUGGAGUCCAUCGCAGUCACUCUCACUCACGACUCAUUUGCUCCGUUCCUCACCUACCUCUCCAAUACGUCGUCGUCUGACAAAUCUCCGGUACGGCGGCAAUGUGUGCGUAUCCUAGGGUUUCUAUCGGUAACUCACGGUGACGCUCUGUCACCUCACGUGACUAAAAUGCUCUCCGCCGUCGUACGCCGGUUGCGAGAUCCUGAUUCCGCCGUUAGGUCUGCGUGUGUUGGUGCCGUGACGUCAAUCGCGUCGGAAAUCACUACGCCGUCGUUUUCGUCGUUGUCGAAGCCGUUAGUUGAAGCUGUGUUGACGGAGCAGGAUCAUAACUCGCAGAUCGGAUCGGCGUUGUGUUUAUCGGCGGCGAUUGAGGCGGCACCGGAUCCUGAACCGGUGCAUUUGCAGAAGCUGUUGCCUCGGGUUUUGAAAUUGAUAAAAUCGGAUAGUUUUAAAGCGAAACCGGCGUUGUUGUCUGUUAUUGGAAGCAUUGCUGGUGCUGGUGCCUCCGGUUUGAACCGGAAUUUGUUGAAUUCAUUGGUUCAGUGUUUGGUUGAGUUUCUGAGUUGUGAAGAUUGGGCGGCGAGGAAGGCAGCUGUUGAGGCGUUGGGAAGGUUAGCAGUUACGGAGAAGGAGAACUUGACUGGUUUCAGGUCUUCUUGUAUUGCUUCUCUAGAAAAUAAGAGAUUUGAUAAGGUGAAAGUAGUUCGUGAAUCAAUGAAUCAGACAUUGGAAUUGUGGAAGGAGAUUCCAGAUGAGGUUCCUGUUUCACCUCAAUUGAAUGGCAAUUCAUCUUCUAAAGUCCCUGCUACCAUAUUGGAAACUUCACCAAAGGAAAGAAUUAGCAAGCAUUCGCCAAUUCAACGUUCAUCUCCAACUACAACACCAAGUAGAAGUCCUCCAAAAAGUAAUUACAAGAAACCGAGCGCUUCAAUUGCUAGAAAGACGGAUUUUGACCAAAAAACCGCUACACAAGUGAGCUCACCUGUACCGAAGCCUGAAUCCGAUACAUUGGAUAUUGAUAAAAGCGUCAUUUUAGAAACAGAAAAAAGAGUAACUUCUAACAAAACAAGAUUCGGUUCUCGUGUGGUUCCGUUUAUUGAUGAAUGUGAAACCGAUAGAGACAUGAAGGGCAAUCCAAUCGAAUGCGCUUACGAAAAUCAAAAAGAGGUUGAAGAUUUAUCGCGGAUUCAAAAACAGCUUGUUCAGAUUGAAAAUCAACAGUCGAAUCUCUUGAAUCUUUUACAGAAAUUUAUCGGGAGUUCACGUAGCGGAAUGAAUUCUUUGGAGACGCGAGUAAAUGGUCUAGAAAAGACACUGGACGAGAUAUCAUAUGAUUUCGCAGUAUCAACCGGGAGAGUUUCUAGACCUGAUUCUUGUUGUAUGGGUACCGAGUUUUUGAGUCCAAAAUAUUGGCGGAGGGCAGAAGGGUCAUUUCCUAGUUUAAGAUCGCCUUUUCGUGGAGGUAACCAAUCACCCAUUGACACGUGUUUGCCAAGAAGCGGGUUUGAAAAUCAAGGGAGAGGCGUUGAGACAUUAUCCAGUGCUCGGAAGAAGAAAGCCGUACAAGGGCAGAUUCGUAAUUUUGAUAGAUUUGAUGGGGGCUUUUUGGCCAAUUGCAUACAACAGAGAAUGUAAAGCCAGAUUUGUAUAAGGUGAUAGAAGAUCAGUAAAUCAUUUCUUGAUUUACCAAGAGUAUCAGCACUUUAGAGGAUCAGGUACAUACAUUUAGGUUAUGUUAUAUCACGCGUUGUCACUGAGAUAUAUUCUGUACAGAUGAGCCCUGAUUUUUUUUUUGUUUUUUUUUGUUUUAUAAAUUUCUUUCCUUCCAUAUACGCACCUUCGGCUAUUAUAUUCAUGAUUUAAAGUUUAAAGAUUUAAUGUUCACAAAUAAUUAUUCA
Helianthus annuus (common sunflower) is the source of this 2194-nucleotide messenger RNA. RefSeq names its product TORTIFOLIA1-like protein 4. The transcript is spliced from 5 exons. Bases 165 to 1931 code for a protein of 588 amino acids. Gene Ontology annotation, molecular function: microtubule binding. NCBI's taxonomy places the organism in Eukaryota, Viridiplantae, Streptophyta, Magnoliopsida, Asterales, Asteraceae. Gene Ontology annotation, cellular component: microtubule. The record is from RefSeq and is a predicted model, not a curated record.